Phytophthora nicotianae INRA-310 is the source of this 2016-nucleotide messenger RNA. RefSeq lists its product as hypothetical. Gene Ontology annotation, cellular component: cytosol. The record is from RefSeq and is a predicted model, not a curated record. Gene Ontology annotation, biological process: translational initiation; formation of cytoplasmic translation initiation complex; formation of translation preinitiation complex. Lineage: Eukaryota; Oomycota; Peronosporomycetes; Peronosporales; Peronosporaceae. The transcript has a single exon. The coding region runs from base 450 to 1787 and encodes 445 amino acids. Gene Ontology annotation, molecular function: eukaryotic initiation factor eIF2 binding; translation initiation factor activity; GDP-dissociation inhibitor activity.
CGUGUGGCGUUACCGUUGGUUUCUUCGGGAGAGGGGCGCGCCAUUCGUGGAGUUAGUUUUCCGCGUCAGUUCCCAUUCGACAUCGUUGGCCCGCAAGCGUCGACGACUACAACCCCCGAAGACCGCCCUUUCCGCGCGUCCUCCACGCCUGCCUCGACCGUCCUCCCCGACAGCUCGAAGUCUGCUCUCCUUCCACGCCCGGCGACCCUCACGACCUGGCUUCAGUGCAUGCGUUUGCAAAUCCCGUGCGACCAAAUUGAUUCGAGUAGUGCGUCGACCUGGAAACGAAAGAGACAGGAAGCUGUGCGUCAUCCCCCGGAUCAUCCCCUCCGCCACCAUUCCUCUCCAUCAUCUUCAGCCGAGCACGUGAUCUCGCUCACGAUACAGGACCAAACGCUCUUCUUUAGCUAAUCCGCAACUCCCUCAAAUUUAAGACCCAGUAGACCAAGAUGUCGCUCAUGAACAUUGCAGGAACGCAGCCGGUCGACGACCCCGAGUACCGCUACAAGAUGCCGCGACUUCAAGCCAAGAUCGAAGGCCGUGGCAACGGUAUCAAGACUCUGGUCGUUAACUGUGCGGACAUUGCAACGUCGCUUCACCGUUCCACCGCCGAGGUGUGCAAGUUCUUCGGCUGUGAGCUUGGAGCCCAGUCCAAGUACGACGAGAAGACGGAUCGAGCCAUUGUGAACGGAGCAUUCGAUGCUGGUAUGAUGCAGCAGCAUUUGUCCAAGUACAUUGAGGGCUUCGUGUUGUGCCCUGGUUGUCGUCUUCCAGAGACUAAGUACAAGUUCAAGGGUCAGCUGAUCUUCCACAAGUGCUACGCCUGUGGCGCUGUGGAGCCUGUGGACAUGAACCACAAGCUCACGACCUUCAUCUUUAAGGAGCACACUGCUGCUAAACGUAGUAGUAAGGACGAUAAGAAGAAGAAGGACAAGAAGGAGAAGAAGGAGAAGAAAGACAAGAAGUCGUCGCAUGACGAGCCCGAGGACGAGUCGGCUACUAAGAAGAAGGAAAAGAAGGAGAAAAAGGACAAGAAAGAGAAGAAGGACAAGAAGGACAAGAAGGACAAGAAGAAGAAACACCACAAGGACAAACACUCCGAUAAGGACGCGUCCGACGCUGAAGAUGACGAGGUGGUGUGGCACACGGACUUGUCUGCUGAGGCUGUGGCGGCCCGUGCCGCUGAAGCUGAAGCCAUCGAGGCCGCUGCUGCUGCUGCUAUGCAGAGUACGGCGACUGAGGAGGUCGUCGCUACGCUGGACAACCUCCAGGUGGAUGACGAGAACGCCCUGGACUCGGCUGUGUCUAACCUGCAGCGUUUCUUGUCCGAGAGCCACUCGGAGACCGAGAUCUUUGAGGAGCUGUGUCGCCAGCAGACGUACUCGGCUCUGCCUGUCACGGACCGUCUUGUGAUCUUCUUCCGCUCUGCGUUCACGGAGCAGGUGCUGGCGAGCAAUCAGGUGGCCAAGUACGCUCCUGUGCUUGAGAAGAUCAUUGACGGCCAGCACUCGCAGUACCAGCUGCUUGCACUAGCCGAACACUUCUGCGCUGUGGAGCACCCGGAGCUGCUGAGCUCGUACCCGAUUCUUCUGAAGCUGUUGUACGAUGAGGACCUGCUCGAGGAGGAGUGUCUGGUUGCGUGGGCCAACAACGGCGUUCGCAAGGAGUACGCUCACUGGGCCGUCACGGACGAGCUUGCUGCUAAGCUGAAGGCUCUGCUGCAGCCCUUCAUUGAGUGGCUGGAGAACGCUGAAGAGGAGAGCGAGGACGACAGCGACGACGAGUAACGCUUCGGCUAUUCAUUUCGACGCUGUUAAGGUCAAGUUACCAAUCCAGCACUUGCAUAUCAAUCUUUUCCGGAUCGACACUUUUACCUAUGAGAAAUGUGGAAACAACCGACCAGUUGCGCUACCCAGAAGCUGUUCGAUCACUUCAAUGCAUUUCAAACUGAGGUAGAUGUCAGGAAUACUGAAUGAAAUCUGCUUUGAAUCCAUGCGUCUAUUAUGAGUUAGUGCC